AUGCCCCCGACUUCUGCAUACAACACCAUCGAUGCCUCGAGCCCGCCGGACAUCACGUUUGAUGCGCCCCAGCAGGCAUGCUCUGGCAUGGCGAUAUGGUAUCAAGGAACUGUAGCUGACGGAUUGCAACAGAACGACCGUGUCGCCAUUCUCCAGCCUACCCUCCACCCUACUUCCGAGGAGCUGGCCAUCGGCAAUGUGCGCUUCACUACCUUCGACCUGGGUGGUCACCAGCAGGCCCGCCGCCUCUGGAAGGACUACUUCCCCGAAGUUAACGGCAUCGUCUUCCUCGUCGACGCCAAGGACCACGAGCGGUUCGCCGAGUCCAAGGCCGAGCUCGAUGCCCUCCUGUCGAUGGAGGAGCUGGCCAAGGUCCCCUUUGUCAUCCUCGGCAACAAGAUUGACCACCCCGACGCCAUUUCCGAGGAGGAGUUGCGUCACCAGCUCGGCAUGUACCAGACGACGGGCAAGGGCAAGGUGCCUCUGGAGGGCAUCCGGCCGAUUGAGGUCUUCAUGUGCUCGGUUGUUCUGAGACAAGGCUACGGCGAUGGUAUCCGGUGGCUCUCGCAGUACGUCUAA
Colletotrichum higginsianum IMI 349063 is the source of this 579-nucleotide messenger RNA. Its product is annotated as Small COPII coat GTPase. Lineage: Eukaryota; Fungi; Ascomycota; Sordariomycetes; Glomerellales; Glomerellaceae. Bases 1 to 579 code for a protein of 192 amino acids. Gene Ontology annotation, biological process: vesicle organization; endoplasmic reticulum to Golgi vesicle-mediated transport; intracellular protein transport. The transcript is spliced from 3 exons. Gene Ontology annotation, cellular component: endoplasmic reticulum exit site; COPII vesicle coat. Gene Ontology annotation, molecular function: GTP binding; GTPase activity. The record is from RefSeq and is a predicted model, not a curated record.